Messenger RNA from Annulohypoxylon maeteangense, 1188 nucleotides. Its product is annotated as aquaporin-like protein. The transcript has 2 exons. The record is from RefSeq and is a predicted model, not a curated record. Bases 151 to 1158 code for a protein of 335 amino acids. Gene Ontology annotation, cellular component: plasma membrane. Lineage: Eukaryota; Fungi; Ascomycota; Sordariomycetes; Xylariales; Hypoxylaceae. Gene Ontology annotation, molecular function: water channel activity. Gene Ontology annotation, biological process: transmembrane transport.
CCAGGAAAAUUUCCACUAUUUCCACAUCUUCGCCGUCCAACUGAUAUCGUCAAGACUGGCUUCGUACCGAAGACCAAGCAACCUAACAACCACAGACUUCUACUCAUAUCCUCAUAUCUUCCAAGGUUCAUAUAAACUCCUUUCCACACAAUGGAGCACUCCGAAAUAAAAACACACAUCCGACGUCCCUGGCAAAAAUUCCGGGACCCAGACCCUCUCAAGCCGCGGGACCUCCGGCUGCUCGACAAGCUGCCGCUGAAGGCCAAAAACCACGCGAUCGCAGCCAUGAGCGAGUUCGCCGGGACCUUCAUGUUCCUGCUCUUCGCCUUUGGCGGCACCAACGCCGUGAACACAAACCUGCCCGCCUCCACCGCCGCCGACCCCGCGCGUCUGCUGUACAUAUCCCUCUGUUUCGGGAUGAGCCUCGUCGUCAAUGCCUGGGUUUUCUUCCGCAUCAGCGGCGGCUUGUUUAACCCCGCUGUUACGGUCGGGAUGAUGGCCGUUGGUGCCCUGGAUUAUGUGCGUGGCCCGCUGGUCAUGUUUAGCCAGAUCGUGGGGGGCAUUGCGGCUGCGGCGGUGGUUAUGGGGUUGACGCCUGGCCCGUUGGCUGUGGGGACGGGGUUAGGUGGCGGGACGACGGUCGUGCAGGGCUUGUUUAUCGAGAUGUUUCUUACCGCGCAGCUGGUUUUUACGAUUUUCAUGCUCGCGGCUGAGAAGCAUCGCGGGACGUUCAUUGCGCCGGUUGGGAUUGGGCUGUCGUUGUUUAUUGCGGAGUUGAUGGGUGUCUACUACACCGGCGGAAGUGUAAACCCAGCGCGUUCUUUCGGCCCCAGCGUCGUCACGGGUACCUUCUACACCUACCAUUGGAUCUACUGGGUAGGUCCUAUUCUCGGCUCGCUGGUCGCAUCUGGGUUCUACGUCUUCAUCAAGGCCCUCGAGUACGAAACAGUAAACCCGCAACAAGACCAGCCUACCGAUAUACCCGUCGAGCCGAGGAUCUCUUCCGAAAAGCCGGAGAGAAGCGCGCAUCUGUGGGAUGAGAGAACGGCGGCUGCGGACAGGUUUAGUGUAUCGUACAUGGGCGGCUCGGGUGGUUCGAAUCUACCUACUGUAGAACCCAAGGUAGAGACUGGUCGUAGUUUAACUCACUCGCAUUAGUUGUAACAUUGCUUCACGAAUGAAAUUGGC